Hyaloperonospora brassicae is the source of this 1305-nucleotide messenger RNA. The record is from the annotation of a GenBank genome assembly. Lineage: Eukaryota; Oomycota; Peronosporomycetes; Peronosporales; Peronosporaceae.
AUGACGCCGCCCGACUUCCUGUUUCGAGUGUCGCCGCUCAAGUUGCACGUGCGCACGGCCACGCAGACCCAUGGCGAACCCGCUGUUUACGAGCUCUUUUGUCGUCUGACCCCAACAGGUGGCGACAAGCAAGACGAGCAACAGGACGGAGGGACAGCAACAGUGCAAUGGAGCAUCUGGAAAACCUACGACGAGUUCCAAGCUUUUGAUAAUCAGAUGCGAGCAGUUCGCGAGUCCCUUUUUGCCAAGAUGAUGGUCACGGUCGUCUUUGCACCAGGCCACCGCGUACGCGCGUUUUUCCAUCAGGACCAUACACCGAGUUUUCUCGAGAAACGGCGUGCUGAGCUGGAUUUCUACAUGCAGCGUGUGAUGCUGUUUCCGAAUGUGGCCGAGUUCUCCAAGAGGAGAGGAGGCUGCAAGGUGCUGGCCGACUUUGUUCGUGCUGAAGAGCACAUGGAUUGUAGUGGAUUGCUCGUUCCGAUGUCGCCGAAUAUGAACGUGUCAGGCGUUUUCUCGUCGUCGUUCGAUCUGCUGCGUGAUUCAGCAGGCUCGGACAAUCGAGCGUCGUGUGCGAGUGUGAUGGGUACAGGUGACAAGGCGAACUCGGUGCGAAAGAAAAGCAGACUGAAGAUUGAGGAAGAGGUGGCUUUGCGCUGUGGGGACCACGAGCUGAAGCGUUUUAAGAAACACGCACGCACCUUUCGCAAAGAAAAUGAUCCGGCCGCGGCUGCAGCCGCUUUUGUCGAGUUCUUGUUGAAGGCAUUCGAGCCCGAAUUUGCAGGUUGGAUUGUGCAGCGCUUUGUGCGUUCAUUGAAGAGUGCAGAAAAGCGCGAGGCACUGCGCGCUGCUGCCAGUCUGUCUAUGGCAUCUAAAGACAUCGAUCGAAUAGAGGAGAGCCGGUCGCAGCGUCGGGAUUGCCGCACGUGCUCGCAAGACGAUGAUGAAGCCAGUCAUGGGGCCGAGAAAUACGUAGAUCAGAAACUGCAGGGAUAUUCCGACCGUCAUCAAAACUCCGACGGUCGUGCGAGCGAUCCAGCCAUCCUUGGACGGAUAUCUCGAAAGAAGGCCAACCGUCAGAUCCUGGAACGGGUAAACGCGCUUUCGAAUGGGGACGCACUAAGCGUGGACAAAUUCAAACAAGCGGCCAAGGCGCUCGGAAACCAAGGAAUGAGCGGUCAAGCCUUUGCAGAUUUUUUGCGCGUGACGUAUGGCAAACAAGAAGCUGAGAAGUUGCUUCUCCUUGUUGUCGAGGUGGUUCCGCAACCGCUGGUGCAGCAAGAGCUACGGGUCGCUAUGGUGCGGUAA